Molecule: messenger RNA, 3839 nt
Organism: Limulus polyphemus (Atlantic horseshoe crab)
Lineage: Eukaryota; Metazoa; Arthropoda; Merostomata; Xiphosura; Limulidae
Exons: 16
Coding region: 19-3003 (994 amino acids)
Source: RefSeq, a predicted model, not a curated record
GUGUCGUCCGUUACUGGUAUGAAGAUCACACUGAGAAAAAUGAUUCCAAUGGUAUCUUUUCUUGCUGCCUUGCGCAUCCUCACAGAAGCCCAGAGUUGUAACAAUGGAAUCGGAAAGCUCGUGUAUGAAAAAGUCCCAGGUUACCAACUUGGCGGUGGUGGAAGCGGAUUUGGAGGUGGUCGUUCGAGAAGCGAAUUGGUGACGCGCAAAGACUUGCCGGUAAGAGUACUAGAAGAAUGUAUACGUCGUUGUCAAGAGGAUCGGACGACCUCAAUACAGGAAUGUUUAUCAUUUGACUUCUUUCCUGGUAAACCUCUUUCUUCCUUUGUCCCAGGGGACAGGGCAUUAGGUGACUCUUCUAGAAGGUUCAGAGAUUCUGAAUCAAGUAGCAACCAGAGGUUAUCUGGUGGUAACUAUAAUAACGAUAGAAAAACUGCAGGAGACGAUUUUAACAACGGUGAAAAUUAUGAAGAAUCUAAAUGUUAUUUAUAUCACGAUCGUGCUUCACCAGAUGGCGCUGGUACCUUAAUCGUAGAGGGAGAUGCGUGGCACUUCAAUGAAGUAUGUUUGUCAUCCACAAAAGUCAGCACGGAAUGUGUUGACCGACUAUAUGUCUUCGAAAGAACACCAGGGUACAAAUUUGAGCGAGAUGACGACAAGGAAGUGAUUGCUUUCAACAGAACCGAAUGUCAAGACAAAUGCCUCAACGAAUAUAACUUCGUCUGUCGCUCGGCAACAUUUGAUCGUGCAGGUCAGCGAUGUCGAAUCAGCCGAGAGACCAAGUACACUGCACCUGAUGCAUUUCGCCGAGAUCCAAACAGUGAUUAUAUGGAAAACAUGUGCUUGCCAGACAACCUCUUGAACAACGCCUCGUACGAGUGCUACCAAAGGAAACGGUUAGCUGGAUCACACGAGGCCGAGAGCAAAGCCUUUUCCUUCCGAGAGUGUCUGGACGAGUGUAUGCGGCGUUAUGGCCGCGACUGUUGGUCAGUGGAGUUCAGCUCGCGUUAUCAGAUGUGCCGAUUCAGUAGCAACGAAGGUCACAGGAAUGGUAGGCCUAACUUGGUCGACGAUGAUUACUACGAUUUCUACGAGUUUAAAUGGAGAAGAACUGACUCCCCUAGAGGAUCUCGAUACCCUGGAGGAGGGGGAUAUGGGGGAAGCUAUGGAGGAUAUCGCGGCGGAGGUCGUUUUGAUGACAGGCCAGACUACGGAGGAGGAGGAGGCGGUUGGGGAGAGAACAGAUGGAAUGACAGGCCAAACUACUGGGGUAGUUACCCUCCUCGGCACCCUCCUCCUGAUGAUCGUUACGGAGGGAGUUUUGGAAUAGAUCGCCGUUAUCCCCCGCCGCCUCCACUUCCGCCAUAUCCCCCUGGUCCUCGACUUCCACCUAAUCCUGGAAGCUAUCCUGUCUGUCCACCGGGAGGGACUGGAGAAGGACAACCUUUCCGGAGGCUGAGGGAAAGUCUUAGAAUUGCAAGGUUUUACAUCCGGCGUGUGCUUCGUACAGAGAGAAUCGAGGACUGUGAACGUGCUUGUUUAGAAGCUCGAGACUUCAUCUGUCGUUCUUUCAAUUACAGACCAUUCGCUCCAGACAACUGUGAACUUAGUGAUGCAGAUUCGUCUCAGCUAAGGAUCGACAACCCUUCUCAUUUUGACCAAAACACCCAAUUUGAUUAUUUUGAAAGAGAUGGUUUUGGACCGGGAGGAGGCAAUUGCUUAGAUGUAACUCAGUCGUGCUCACCAGACGGUAUGGAAUUUUCGCUACGGACACCAGGUGGCUUCUUUGGCCGUAUCUACACAUAUGGGUUUUUCGACACUUGUUUCUAUGAUGGAAAUGGCGGUAAUGUGAACGUGCUGAAGAUCAGUCGGGCGAACGGUUUCCCGCGUUGCGGCACACAACAGUAUGGGGACGUCAUGACAAAUAUUGUGGUGGUCCAAUUCAACGACUACGUUCAAACAUCACAUGACAAAGUGUACAACCUGACGUGCUAUCUAGCUGGACCUGGCGAGACCGUAGUGACCUCUAACUAUAUGGAUAGUAGAACUGAAGGCCGCUACCCGACUCAAAUAGAACACCUUCCAGCACAGAACAUUCUAACAUCAAGUGUCACCUUAAGAAUUCUAUAUCGGGGAACACCAACCAACACUAUAGCUGUGGGUGACCUUUUGACCUUCAGGUUGGAGACCCGAAGUCAAUAUCGAUAUGAUUAUUUUACUGGAGACAUUUUUGCAACAAAUGUCAUCGCCAAAGAUCCCUACUCUGGAAGAGAAGUUCAUCUUAUUGAUUCUAGGGGAUGCCCUAUCGACCUAUACGUCUUUCCAGAGCUUCACCGAACACCUGAAGGGGCGCUAGAAGCCGAUUUCUACGCUUUCAAAAUUCCAGGUUCCAACUUGCUAGUUUUCCAAGCUACCGUCCGCACUUGCCGAGGACCGUGUGAUCCAGUAAUAUGCAGUGAUGGGGGUCGGCCAGGGUCAUUUCCAUCCUGGGGUCGAAAGAAAAGAGCAGUUUCAUCUGCCGUCUCACCUCCACUGAAAUCGCCACUUCCUUCCAUCGUCGGGAGCACGCCAGCAGCGCCAUCUAAUUCUACGGACGAUACUGACCACGAAGAGGAAGUUCACGAGCUAUUGAAAGUAUAUCUGUCCCGAGCAGAUAUACCUUUGGAAUCUAAAGGGCUUCCUCAUGAAAGAUCAGUGGUCUGUGUCCAUAAAGGAGGCUACUAUACUCUGAUGUUUAUAGUCGCACUCUUGGUUUUUAUCAUCAUCGCUGUAGCUGUGGCAACCGUGUCUUACAUCCGAAGAAUGAAGGUGAUGGUGAAGGAGUCUGACGCUGAGAGCACAUCACCCAGUACAACCGAGUUUUAUAUAUCACAGUUUCAAGCUCCUAAGUUUGAAGAUCCCAGCGAACCCAUCUAUACUGAUCCAUCUAUGUUCGAAAGGUGUCGAAGCCUUCGAAGCAUGACAAUUUCCAAUCUUGGAAAUGCCAAAGGAGAUUUCUAUUAAUUUCGUAAUAUUUUACAAAUAUUUCAUAAGUAUGAUAAUAAAUGCGUCGUCUAUUCUGAUUUUUGUUUAUUAAAACAAAGACAAUUGAUAACAAGUUCUUUGUGUUAUAAACAAUCUCAUCAUUGGUGGCGGAAUAUUUGAAUAAUCAUAGUUAUAUAACAAUUGGACACCUAGUUUGUUUUUUAAAGAACUGUUGUUUGUAAAUAAGAUGUGUUACUUGUUAACAAAAUAUCUACGUUGUUCUGUUGAAGCGAUAUAAUCUGGUAGCUUUACUUUGUAAGCGAUUUUUAAAGGAUGUAAGUUCCAGCUUCCAAUCAGAAUAUAUGUCUAAUAAAGUAGUUCUUUAGAUAUCCAAUAAGAACGUAAUUCUUCACAAUAAUCAUACUUUUUGUGAGGGCUCAUAAACUCUUUAUGAAUGAUGCUUGAACUCUUCUCAAUACAGAUAAUACGACUGUAAAAUUCUUUAACUUGAAAAAAAUAUUCAUAUUACCGAUUUAUUUUCAUCUGACACAAUGCCGCAAUAUUUUUCACAUACAUAAGUUAAUUUAGGUUACUAAAUGGUGAGUUAAAAGAACUUUGAAACUCCGUAAACAUUUUGAAAUGUUAUUUUGAUAAUAAAAAUUCCUUCUCUAUUGAAAUGUUGAAUAUAAUCUCAUUAAUAUUCUAAUGUUAAUCUAAUUUCUCAAAUAACAUACUUUGAUACAAUUUACUGUCUCCAUUGUCUAAUAAAACUUAAUCAUUCCAUCACAAUAUAAGAAAAAUAUCAGCUUUUGGUUAUUUUUGAUUGAAGAUUAACUAAUGGUUUAGUUAUUAUAAAAUUAUUUUCACAUCCAGAG